CGGGCAAGAAGUGAGCUACAGAGUGGCAGUGGAGGGGAGAUCGCACGGACACAACUACAGGGAACAUGGGGAACGUUGAGAAUGUUAGACCAGUGGUCCGGUUCCCCCAGAGGGGUUCUCCUCGAGGACGAGGCAACCGCGGGGGCCAUUCCCGUCGCCCAUGGCAACCAGCAGGUAGAAGCCGAAGCGCCUGGCAACAUCGAGUGUAUCUGUCCCCUAACCCCAAUCACCAGCAGGCACCAUCUUGUUAUCUAACGUUCAUCAGGAAAGCAGUGCUGUGGGACAAAGGCGUCUAUCACUGCAUGGGCCUGACUCACAGGGACUUCCUCCCUACGCUGUGUCCUCGGUUCAUGGGCCACAUGAGGGUUUCCCCUGCAGAUCUCAGACCCCCACGUGUCCUGAGUGGCCAACCCAGGCCUAGAGCUCAGCAGUGGGGGAACUCCAGUGGCAGACGCCUCCUGGCCCCCGAAAACAUCCAGAGCUAUGGAGGCGCAGGGAGGAGUCUGCAGUACAUGGGCCAGACCACUAGGAGACGCUGUGCAGUGGUCUUUGCCCCGACACCACCGUCGCCUGCACCAAGUCGGGCGUUGUCGUCCAGCUGCUCUCCUAGUAGGACAUGUCCUAGGCACCCCGAAACAGACCACAGCAGUGUGGAGCGCCCUCAAUGUCAGACCUCAAGCCCUCCGCUCCCCUUGGCUUUGGACACUGAAGAAGAGAACGCGGAAGGAGAGAAGGACGAGGAACGACAAAUGGUGGUGGACAAGGACGCACUGGGACGUUCAGACCUUGAUCCUCUCCUCUCUGCAAUGCUAAAUCCUACUCUUAGUCCUAAUUCUAGUCCUAAUCCUGACCUAGAGGACCCAGACUUGCUCUCGGAGGGUGAGGGGGAGUUGGGGUUUGGUACCCCCGCAGGAAGCUUCUCUCGGUCAGACUCCUUGUCUGACUUCAGCCGGCCCCCCUCCAGCCAGUUCAGCCGCAGCACCGACCUGUGCAGCCGCCAGAGCAGCAAAGUCUCCUCAGGGUGGGUGAUUGAAAAUGAUGUUGAAGAUCACCAGAGCAACAGUUGUGAUGGCCACACUGCAGCUGCUAAUGAUGAUGAUGAUGAUGAUGAUGAUGGUAAUCUUAAUCAUCAAGGACAACAGUCUGCACACUCCCAACGCCCCCCUUCAAGAUUACCUCCACUACCUGUUCCCCCACGUUCUCUAGCUCUGUCCAUAGAACCCAAAUCAAGCCAGCAACUAGAACCCACACACUCACCCACAACCUCUGAUACAAGGUCCAGCUACCCUGCAGUGGGGAUCACUAAGAUUGUAAAGGAGAAUGUCGAUGACCCGACGCAAAACCUGAUAGUGGACCUGACUCCUCAUCCCUCGCUGGGAUCGGUGUCUUUGGCCACCUGGAGAACCUCUUCUCGCUGCCUAUCAGGGCGAAUAAGCGAAUCAGGAGCCAGCAUUCCCAAUGGGGACCAAUCAGAGUUGACAAGCCAGCGCUGGUCCCGCCUACCCCCCAUCAUGCCUAGCCAAGGUGUCAGUGGCUCUGUGGCAUCUGGCUGUUCUCAGGUCAUUGCAGUAGAGGGUGAAGAUGAGGAAGAUGAUGAUGAUGAUGAUGAUGAUGAUGAUGAUGUCUUUGCUGAGCUGGACGCUAUGGCUCCCCGCACUGGGUCAUGUCAGCUCACAGACCACCCACUGAGCAGUGACCCAGACACUGACCCUACCUCACCUGAGACAGCUCUGUCUCCAGGUUUGGCUGCCCUCACUGUUGGCUGUGCCUCUGGAGGUUUGGGUUCUCUCUCCCGAGUCCACCUCCUAAUGCUGGACCGACCCGACCUAGAACUGGAACCUUCUGGUUCCCCCCUGGACCUAGAGUGGAACACCCCGAUCCCCCCUCCACCAGAUGGGACAACAACUUCCUGGUCCGACUUCAGAGGGGAAGACUACCACCAGACAGGGGUCUCCUGCAGUGUGUCAGAGAACAGUGUUCUUCUGGAAGGACAUGCAGCCCACUCCAUGACCUGCUCCGAGAGAGGCUCCCAGUCACCUUCAUCUUGGCUCCUGAGGACCAGUUUCUCAGACAUCAGUGUUGGUUCUCAUCCAGGACAAGAUGGGGAGGACUCGGAGAGGAACAGCUACAUCUGCUUGACCCCAGUGAUCCGGCAGGAACAUUCUACUGAGUCUAGUCCCCGACUGGGAGCAUCAGGGACAGAGAAAGACUCCGAUGAAGACCCUGCAGGACAAGAAGGCACAGGGGAGGAGGAGGAGGAAGAGGAGGAGGAGGAGGAGGAGAAGGUUUGA
Alosa alosa (allis shad) is the source of this 2291-nucleotide messenger RNA. Its product is annotated as flocculation protein FLO11-like. The record is from RefSeq and is a predicted model, not a curated record. NCBI's taxonomy places the organism in Eukaryota, Metazoa, Chordata, Actinopteri, Clupeiformes, Clupeidae. The coding region runs from base 66 to 2291 and encodes 741 amino acids. The transcript has 13 exons.